GUGUGAGUGUGUAUAUGAGCUCUGACAGCAGUUGUGAUACAGCAGUAGGAGCAGCAGCACAGGGAGGAUGGUCAGACAUAUGUUUUCUCAUCUUGUACUACUCUGGUCUCUCAGCCAUGACCUCUAUGUAACUGGACUGACCCAACACAAACCAGAGGAGGGGUCCUGGAACAACCAGAGUCUCUCCUCUGUCCCGGUGGAUUUGGAUGUAAGGCUGAGAAGACUAGACCUGUCCAAUAACUUCAUCAGACAGUUGCACACACUUGCUCUGCCAUACUUGGAACAGCUGGAUCUGAGCUCCAACCAGCUGGAUCUCAUCUCCGAAGGGGCUUUUGAAAACCUGGCUCAACUUGAAGAGUUGAAUUUGUCCAGAAAUGCGCUGAACAACAACCUUGGCAGUAACACUAAAGCUUUCCGAUCCAUCAGCAGACUGAGGAGUUUGGACAUUUCAGUGAAUGGGUUGAGUGAUGACGCAGCGGAGCUGUACCUACGAAACAAACCUUCUCUUGAGCGACUUAAGAUGAUGGGAAAUGCUUUAAAAAGACUUUCACGCUACAUGUUCAAGGGGAGUGAAGGUUUGAAGUUGAUUAAUAUGGAAGAUAAUCUGAUAUCAGUGAUAGAGAAAGGCACUUUUGAACCACUGUCACAAUUAGAGAUCUUAAAUUUGGCCAGAAAUAACCUUGCAAAGAUCUGUGAUUUUCAACUAAAUCAACUUAAACACCUGAAUCUAAGUAGAAAUUCUCUUGAGUUCUUUGUUACUAGUGAGAACGACAAGCAGUAUAGGCUUGAAACACUUGAUCUAAGUCACAACAAACUUCUUUAUUUUCCAAUCGUUCCAAAGAUGAACAGUUUGAGGUAUCUUUACUUACAGAAUAACAUGGUUGGGGCUUUAAAUUCAGAGGCUAUGAUGGUGUCUGAGGCCAAUGCGCUUUAUAGAAAGGUCAUGAGAGAGAGUACAGUAACAAAGAAUAACCUACACUCAAACUGGAGGCAUAUGCCUCUGAUUUAUAUUGACCUGAGCUACAACCACUUCACAUCUUUUCCCUUGGAGACUUUGAGCCUUUUGUCAUCUUUACAAAGUCUGAAUUUCAGCUACAACUGUCUGCAAAACAUCAUCUGGAACGUUAGAAAUCAUGAUGAACCAGGAGACCCUCGACAGCUUUUCUUUCCCUCCUUAAAGUAUCUUGACCUGCAAAGCAACGGACUUGAAUCUGUUUCCCCGCUGUUUCUUAAAGCGCUCACACAAAUAGAGACUUUAGAUCUGCAGGACAACUCUGUGAAACCUUGUGCUUCUCUGGAUGAUCUUCAAAGCUCCCAAUCAACACAGCAAAUACAACUCAAUACUUCCUGUGUUUCCUUUGGUCAGCUAAGGUCCCUUAAACAUCUCAAUCUUAAGGAAAACAACAUUAAAACGCUUCAGCCAGAUUCAUUUAAAAAGAACUCUUUGGUCUCUCUUAACCUUGGGAGAAAUCCAGAUUUGAUUAUGAGAGUUGGUGCAUUUGAGGGUGUGCAAAACAGCCUUGAGUCCUUGAUUCUCAGUGAAGUAAACAUGAACACUUCUGAUUUAUCUUUACCUUGCAUGCAAGCAUUAGCUCACUUGAACAUUUCUAACAACCAUCUAGAUCUCCUUCCUGGCAGUUUAAGCUGCUCUCCUUUGAGAGAACUUGACCUAAGAAAUAAUCACUUCAAGUCCUUAAACCAUUCUUUAAUUCUUGCUAUGUCUGCACACCUUCAUCUCAUGUACAUCAGUGGGAAUCAUUUAAACUGUUGUGACAGUAAAUGGCUAAUAGACCUACACAAGUUCAACAUUUCCCUGCCUGAUAUUAACAACACUGUCUGCUUUACAAGUGAGGGAUUUAUCAGGAUGACAGAGUAUCUAAAUAACCCUGAAGUGGCUUGUUUGAUUCAUUCAAAUGCACAGGAACUUCACUUUGGGCAGAUGGUGGUAAUAGUUGUAUUUAUAACUGUAUUGAUUACAGCACUGAUUAUGUUCACAAAAAGACUGUGUUGUACGGACAAGUCACUCAUAGUCUGAUGUUUCAAAUCUAACCCUGAAAGAUUAACAUUAGUGUCUUUUACAUGUAUACUGUACAAAUGAACACACUUGAUUUAUAUAUUCUGAGACAAUAAAAAAAAUCUCACAUGGAAGCAACAAUUGUUGUGCAAUGCAUCCUGGGUUGUGAUGUAAAAUGUUGCUUUGUUGUCUGUACCAUAUUUUUUCUUAUGGCAUGUCAGCUUUAACAUCCUAAGUCCCUGCAUGUGCAUAUGAGGAAAUAACAUAUGGUUUUACUACAACUUAGUAAUUGUUCAGAAUGUCCUUUGCUUGGAAUGUAAGAUUUUGCUGUAAGGUUUUUAUGAAUUUUCAAGGAAAUUUUGGGAAAUUUGCUUGGAAAUUCGAUUAUUUUCAGGGAAAUUAUUGUUUGGAUAUUUUAGAGACUUAUAUUGGGAGUUAGUUUAGCUAGAAAUUAGUUUUGAAAUCAUUUUGCAUUUUCAUGGGAAUUUGGAAAAUUUGUUUCAAUGUUUGGGGGAAUUUGGAAAUUUUGGGGGAAUUUUUUUGUGCAUUUUUGGGUUUUUGAUUGAGAAUUUGGGGCAAGGGUGUAUUCUUUGAAUUUUUUAAGAAUUUUUCGUGUAAUUUUAGGGAAUCUAUUUUUGAGAAUUUGAUCAAAAUAUAAGGGGAAAUUUGAUUUAUACUUGUCUGGAAUUUUCAUGAAAUUCAUGGGGAACUUGUUUCAAAAUUUGAAAUAAUUUUUAGGAAAAUUCCAGGCAAUUUGUUUGGAUGCUUCUGGGAAUUUUCCACCAUUUUCAUGGAAUAUUGGGAAAUGUAUUCUAAAAUUUUUAUGAGAAUUAAAUUAGAAAUGUUAGGAUUACUUCCUUGAUUCUUUUCAUUGAAUUGUUUAGAUUUUUCUGAGAAUAUUUCCUCCCUUUUUAUGGUAUUUUGGGAAAUGUUUACAUCAUUUUUUUGAGAAUUUGAUGAAAGAUUUUGGGGGUAAUUUUCUUGAUAUAUUUCAGGAAUUUUUGUGGAUCUUUUGGGGGGAAAUUAUUAUUAUUGAAAUGUUUAGGCUUAUGAUAAAGUUUUCCCAAAACAUUUGGAAGAUAUUUAAAGAAAAUAUGGGGUAAUUUUUUUGGGAUACUUUAAAAAUAUGUUGAAGAAAAAACAGAAAUUGUAGUUUUUUAUUUUAGGGAAUUUUUGUGGAUUUUGUAAGGGAAAAUUUCCAAGAAAUUCUGAACUUUUGAAAUUUGUUCAUGCUUGGCUUUAACCAGUCCUUGUGGUCGAUCAAAAUAAGAAGAAAAGCAAAUUCACCAUCUCUCUGAGACUGACACCAUUUCUUACUGACUGAAGACCCCCAACAUCUGGCCGACACUACCUCGUUUGACCAAUCUUCAUGCACUUGUCAUAUUUUAAAUCUGUCAUUCUUUCUGCCACAGUCAGCCAGUUGUUUCAGUAUGGACGCUGCAACCCUCCUCCACCUCAGCCACCUCCAUUCAAAUAACCAACAUCUAGUCUAGAGCCUCAAAGGUCUUCUGCUCAUCUCAUCCUGUAUACCUCAGUCUCCUCCUCCAAGCCGCCUCAUUGAUUCCUGGUCCCCCCUCUCAGAAGUCUACUCCUCUUUUGAUCUUGCAUCCCUCAUCAACACCACCAGUACUAUUCCUGCUGUUUGCCUCACUAUCCCUUCAAGUAAAUGAAGUCAUUAUGAUGAAAUCUAAUCACCAAAGACAUUGUACAUUUCUCUUUCAUGACAUUUACAAAAUAAAUUAUUUUAAAACUUGUACUAAGUCCCUGAUUAGAAAAUGAUGUUGCAUUUUGAGUGGAAUAUUCAAUAUUCCUCAGCAGCAUUGGGGCUAAUGCAGUACAGAGCAAUACACUAGUGUACUCAGAUUACUUUUUGUUGCCUUUGCAACCCUCAGCAAGGAUUUAAAAGGCACUAUACUCUCUGGAGGCUGAAAAAUGAGUGCGUACCCUCUGUAUACUUGUGCAACUGUAGCAGUUUUGCCAGAAGGAUGAAAAUGUUUGUUAGCUUUAAAACAAAACAUGUAUUGAAGUGACUGAAAAACAGUGAAAAUAACUGCCUGAUAAGCAAACACUUUCAGGGGGGUAUACUCAGACCCUCCUAAGUCAGAGCUAAGCCCUGGAUCUUUAAUACUUCUGGCUACUGCUAAAUAAAGUCAGAAGCCAAAUACUUUUGGUAAGCAAGCUGUAGCAAGUGAGCCAAAGCUGCUGUUGAGUUUCAAUUUCCUUUAAACAAAAGUUUGGAUUAAUGGCUUCUGAGACUGAACAAACUAACAGACUCUUAAUCAAUGAAAUGCAGCACAAUCUUCGUCAUUUGGCGUACAAUUUUAAUCUGAAUUUCCUACAAGCUCCAUUAAAACGUUUUUUUAUGUCUCCCUUGUUAAUCUUGAUGACGUGCAUUAGUAGUGGUGGCCUCUGUAGCCAAAAUGUGAUAGCUCAAAUUGGCUUUAUUGACUCUCAAGUCAUUUGGUUUUGGUGCAUGCCAAAUUCACUAAUCAGGCAGGGAAUACUUCGCCCAUCCUUCUUUGUGAAAUGUUUGUAAGUCUAACUUUGGCCCAGAUGUUUCUGACGUCUGAAGGCCUGCAAAACCUUCCCAGAAUGUUGACAGAGCUCCUGAAAUAUUCAGUAUCAUGCCAAAAUAUGACCUUGUACAAGUUAAUCCUAUUUAUAUGAUAAAAAUACAUGUUUAUCCUUUCUUGUUGGUACCUUAUAAUUCAUAAUUUGUGGCUAUGACCCUGAGAGAAUGUCAUCAAAUAUAAUAGCUAAUGUGCUGCUGUAAUAAA
Molecule: messenger RNA, 4791 nt
Organism: Cheilinus undulatus (humphead wrasse)
Lineage: Eukaryota; Metazoa; Chordata; Actinopteri; Labriformes; Labridae
Product: transforming growth factor beta activator LRRC32-like
Exons: 2
Coding region: 68-2035 (655 amino acids)
Molecular function (GO): protein binding
Source: RefSeq, a predicted model, not a curated record